AUGAGCAGCAAGCCGCUGCCCAGGGCCGCUGCCGGAGCAAAUGGCCUUCCUAAACAAAGGGCUGGUCUCACAAGUAUAGAUGCCCCUCGUCGACCAAACACACCAAGCAAUGUCUUUGCUUCUCUCAAGGCUACUCAGAUUCUGACUCUGAAGCCUGUCCUACCUGCUGAACUCAUCGCUACCAUCCUCGACUACCUCCCCGUAUCCGACCUGAUAACAUGCGCCAGAGUAUCGAAGCGUCUGCAAGAGAUGGUCUACGAUGACACGAGAUGGGUUGCUAGAUUGAAAGACAUGGGCGUGUGGAACGAAACGGAAGCACGACAACGAUACGAGGAAUCAAAAAAGAGACUCAGUGGCCGCCCACAAGCCGAUCGGAGCCUGACCAUAUUCGACGCACACGACGAGCAAGAGAAAGUACGGAAAUCGCUAGAACAGGCUGUUGCCCCCAGGAGGCCGAGGCAUAGCAGUGUGACUGAUGGCUUUGACGAUCUGACUGUAUCCCAAAAUCCUACUUUCGACGCAAAAGCUGCCACCACCGCUCUGCGUAAGGUUCGCUCCGUCCGCGGUCAUGCUAGACAAGAGUACGGCAGAGUUCAUGGUGCUUUGGGUCCUUUCUACUACGAUCUGGUUCGCUCAGAAAACUCGUCCGACCCAGCCGUCUUUCGUCUCGUCCAGGACUCUGAACAGCAAGCUCGCAUUCUUGCUGACUUGAGAGUCUUUGCACGAAGCGAUAGUGCUCAGAAAUGGCGCCAACGGCAGGACAAGCUUGAUUCUAUGCUUGGUAUCUUUGAGAACGCCAUGAUCAACGAAUUCCAACAGGCGUAUCAAGCUCAAGAUGUUGAUCGCAUGAGACGCUAUGCUCACGUUUUGGUCUCCUUGAACGGAGGUGCCGCUGGCGUCGACAUUUUCAUUUCGAACCAUCCUUAUAUGCGCCAAAGAAAUCAAGUCGGCAACCCUCUAGAUUGCUUGCAAGACGUGGCUCCUGGACACGUGGAUCUCAACCCUGCACAGAGAUUCUUCGAGAAACUGGCAUCCAUGUUAUCCAUGCAAUCGUCCAUUAUCGAUCAAGUCUUUCCAAGCUCCGUUAGUGUCCUUCUUCCCUUCACGACCCGCGUUUGUGAAGACAUAGUCUCAGACUAUAUAACAACCCUGUUUAUCGAAGCACACGAGAACAGUGUAGAAGUUUACCUUAAGGCAGUGGCUGGAGUAUUCGAGCAAGCCAUGCGCUUUGCGGUCUCCAUUCAACCACCAAAAGCAUCCGGCACAGAUUUUCACGAUCAGAUCAAGAGCAUCAUUUCACACAUUUUCGAGCCGCAUGUGGACCGUUUCCUCACAGAGGAGCUCGAGUACUUCACCAAUAGAUGCAAUGAUGAAGUUGGUGCUUGGGAAAAAGAACUUUCGGAGCAAGAAGCAAAGACUGAGUCCUUCUUCAUGUCAGGCAUAAACAGACAAGCCGCGAAGCGCGAUUUCUUGUCUUCGUUCAAGAAGGUUGUUAUGAUGCCUGUGAAUGCUCUACCUACCUUUCCUUCUGCGAACAAGGCUACACCAAUAGCUGAGGUCCCUACUCCAGACCAGACCUCACGGCCAGAAACACCGGAUACUCCAGCGACACCAAGGCCGGCUCCGACGACAGAGUUGGCAGCCAAAACCGCCAUCAUGAACUCACGACUUGAGGGCAUCAAGUCUCUAUUCAGCAUCGAGGUAGCGCUGAGCUUGAUUCAUCAUGCAAAAGCGUCGAUUGAGCGAGCUGCCAUCUUCAUCCGAAUGGGCGAUAAAUAUGCUACCUUAACAAAAGAGCAGUGUGACAAGAUCUUCGUCAGCCUGUUAGAGAUUCUCGGACGCCGGCAUAUCCAGAACGGCUUUGACAAGGCAGUAGGUCAUCUGAGCAGCUACAACCCGCGCGACGUCAAAGAGUUCCGCUCAGAACAGACGGCAGGAGCGACUGCUGGAGUCGAGCCCCUCGUUACCUUCCUCGAGCUUGUCAAUGUCGGAGACUUGAUUCAACAGAUGGUCGAUGUCUUUUACGUGCAAGAAUUAGUCACACCGGGCCUCACCGACCGCGACGAUUUCCUUAAUCCAGCCGUGAAGGAAAAGAAACGCUUCGAGCAAAUGCUAGAUGAGCGAGUAGCAGCAGGCAUGGGCAAAGGCAUCGAUGUCCUGAUGGACGAGGUCGAAUACACGUGUGCAACACUCCAACUCACCGCCGAUUUCAACACCGAUGCCGUGGACGCCAAAAACUUGACAGGAGUUGAUAAGCGCGCUAGCAUGAUGGGUCUAGUCGAUAUUGGACCCACGGAAACCGCUAAGCGUGUAGUCGACACCAUUCAGCAACACACAGGCAUGUUGGUCGGCAGCACGGACAAGAACAUGCUGGAUGUGUUCAACCAAGAAGUCGGGUUGAGACUGUUCGGAGUGCUGUGCAAGCAUAUAAAACGCCAACGCAUCAGUGCUGAUGGAGCGAUAAAGCUGAUCAGCGACAUCAACCUUUACAGUUCCUUCAUAACCACUCUCCGUCAAAAAUCCCUAUUACCCUACUACUCAGCUCUGCGCGAGCUCUCUCAGAUCUACCUGGAAUUGGCUACCAUUAUUGCGGAUAACGAUAGAUAUCAUGGCAUCUUCCGCGCUGAAGAGGUGUACGAAUUUGCGGAGAGGAGGGCAGAUUGGUAUGCUGUGAGAAGGGACGUGGAGAGGGCUAUGUAUGGUAUUGGAUGUUUGAUCAUGUAA
Aureobasidium namibiae CBS 147.97 is the source of this 2724-nucleotide messenger RNA. RefSeq lists its product as uncharacterized. Gene Ontology annotation, cellular component: exocyst; cytoplasm. The transcript is spliced from 4 exons. The record is from RefSeq and is a predicted model, not a curated record. Gene Ontology annotation, molecular function: protein binding. The coding region runs from base 1 to 2724 and encodes 907 amino acids. NCBI's taxonomy places the organism in Eukaryota, Fungi, Ascomycota, Dothideomycetes, Dothideales, Saccotheciaceae. Gene Ontology annotation, biological process: exocytosis; Golgi to plasma membrane transport.